Eurypyga helias (sunbittern) is the source of this 1350-nucleotide messenger RNA. It is a transcript of the gene ZNF395, whose product is annotated as zinc finger protein 395. NCBI's taxonomy places the organism in Eukaryota, Metazoa, Chordata, Aves, Eurypygiformes, Eurypygidae. The transcript has 10 exons. Gene Ontology annotation, molecular function: DNA-binding transcription factor activity; RNA polymerase II cis-regulatory region sequence-specific DNA binding. Bases 1 to 1350 code for a protein of 449 amino acids. Gene Ontology annotation, cellular component: nucleus. The record is from RefSeq and is a predicted model, not a curated record. Gene Ontology annotation, biological process: regulation of transcription by RNA polymerase II.
AUGGCCAGCGUGCUGUCCAGGCGCCUGGGGAAGCGCUCCCUGCUAGGCACCCGUGUCUCUGCUCCCAGCGCCUUGGCCGACGGCGUGCUGGUGGCCACCCAGAUCCCCGGCUUGCAGACUGACCUCAGCCGGACGUCUGCCCACAUGGUGCCGCGAGAGGACGGAUCCCAUGCACCAUCGGUGGAGGAGAGCAGCCAGGCACCCAGAUUCCCCGACCCCUCAUGCCGUUUCCAGGUCCUCGUCACCUACACCGGGCAGGAGUGUGCCGGCCUCGUGGAGCAGCACAACCCGCUGAGCGACAAGAUGAAGGUGCCGCUGCCGGAGCAGGGCUUGCAGACAUGCUGGAGGGUGCAGGAUGUGCGGCCGGUGCUCCAGAGAUCCGUAUCCAGCAAUAUCGAUGUACCCAAGAGGAAAGCCGAUGCUGCCGUGGAGAUGGACGAGAUGGGGGCAGCCAUGGGGCUGACGAGCCUCUCCUGCAGCCCCGUGGUGCAGAGCCCUCCCGCUGGCGAGAGCGGCAUCCCCUGGGGCAGCGACAUCUCCACCCCUUCCCCCCCACACCCCGCAGGCAGCCCCAAGUACUCCAGCGAGGCCCUGAGCUCCCCCCAGGUGGAUGACGGCUUUGAGACCGACUCCGACCCCUUUCUUCUCGAUGAACCCGCUCCACGCAAGAGAAAGAACUCGGUGAAGGUGAUGUACAAGUGCCUGUGGCCGAGCUGCGGCAAAGUCCUGCGCUCCAUCGUCGGCAUCAAGCGGCAUGUCAAGACCCAGCACCUCGGGGACGGCGCAGACUCCGACCAACGGAAGCGGGAGGAGGAUUUCUACUACACCGAAGUGCAGGUGAAGGAAGAGCCGGCGCCGGAGGCGACUGCCGCCACCAGCCCCACAUCCGUGUCCGCCCCCAUCAUCAUCCAGCAAGCCCUGGCGAAGCCGGAGGCGCUCCUGGUAGAGCAGCCGGCGCUGGAGCCCGCCCUGGCCAGCAGCGCCCUGAGCCAGUCUGCCCCCAGCUCCUUCUGGCACAUCCAGGCCGAUCAUGCCUACCAGGCGUUGCCCUCCAUCCAAAUUCCAGUGUCCCCCCACAUCUUCACCAGCAUCAGCUGGGCCACUGCCACCUCGACUCUCCCGUCCCUGUCACCGGUGCGGAGCCGGUCGCUCAGCUUCAGCGAACCCCAGCCGCCGACGCCGAUGCUCAAGUCCCACCUGAUCGUCGCCUCGCCGCCCAGGGUGGCCAUCGGCACCAGGAAGGUCCGCGGGGAAGCCAAAAAGUGCCGUAAGGUGUAUGGCAUCGAGCACCGGGACCAGUGGUGCACAGCCUGCCGGUGGAAAAAAGCCUGCCAGCGCUUCCUGGACUGA